AUGGCACCUGGGUCGGAUAUCCACUACUUUCCAGCUCUGGAGGAAUGUCUCUUUGGCUACUCUGUGCUCCUUUCCUGGCAACAUGUCGCAACAGCGGUCCUCGAUUCUACGUUUCAACGGCAGAAGAGCCCGGCUGUGGUCGCAUUUCUCAAGGAUAGCUACGUGCAAGGACUCUUAAAGGAUCCGGGCAAUGUCUUCGACAAGCCUUCUACCGCGACUCAGAAAUCUUUCGAAACAAAAACUGCACCGAUCAACGUCACUACAGCCUCGAACGAACGCAUCGAUGUCAAGACGGUCAAGGAAGACGCAGAAUGGCUCAGCAAAAACGCAGGUUUGAACCUGGUGGAUUCUCUCCGUAUCGUCGUGGUGGAGUUUCAAGCGCGCAGUACGCAGCAUCUCAGGACUCCCUUGUCCGCCCAAGAUGCUGCUAACCUUCAGGAUGCGGCUGGGCUGGUCAAUGGCCAGGGCGGCACUUUCUUGGCGGAGAUUGGCAUCACCACGGCCGCCGACGCGGAGGAUAUAUGGCAUGACUUCGAAUUGCCCGACUCAAAGCGAAGACGCCUUUUCGAAACAUACCUCUCCGAGCGUCGGUACUUCACGGCUGUUGCUGAUUACAUGCACUCCAUAACGCUCGAUCGAAGGCUUCCAAUACUACUUCCGGUGGUAGACGACUCCGCGACACUCUACGAAGCGACCGAAUGCACGAAGAGCGACAUGGGAGAACGUUUGUCUGCGUACACGCAGUCUCUUGGUUCUCGUCUCGACUUGCUCUGCUCAGGUCUGCGUGGCAUCACGGAUACGAAGCUGCUCAUGACAGAGCAUACGGAAAUCCUCUUUCUAGAGACACUAUUGACAGAAGUUGUCCAUAUGGUGUCGGUUGUGAUGCAGCUCGCAGAUGCCCUGGGUCCCGACUGCCCUCCCCCAAAUAUUAUCAGCUCUUGGUUCUCGAUUAUGAAGACUUACGAAUUUCUCUCUGGCUUGGCUCCUUAUGGCUACUUUACCGAGCUCAGUGACUUGGCAAAGGUCUCAGCUGUCGCAGCCUCGGUAGCACUUCUCAAGCCCGUCCGAAGUAUGGACUACGUGCAAGAAGAGUUGCUGGCACCGUCUGGCGAGAGCGUCAACAAAUCAUUCGUCUUCGUCCCUGAAGUCCUGAUGGAGGUGCAUAGCACCAUUAUUGGUGCUUUCGAAGCGGACAUUUCCUCUGUGUCGCCACUGGCCUACGUGUGGCACUCCUUCUUGAGUAUCAUGAAGAACUCGCGUGAACUACGGAUUGGACAACGAUACGACAAGUCACAUCCUGCUCGCAUCGAAGGCAGGCCGAUGACUAGACCAGGCGCCGCAGCGCGACGUAACUCGGCCAACAGCAUUCUCUCCAUAGAGUCUUCGAGAUUCGACUCCUUCGAAGGGGAUGUUGAUGUGGCGGUUAUUGACGAUCUCGAAGCAAAGCUGGUGGGAGAGUCUUCGAUUUUUGAUCUCAUCACAGCCAUGAGCAAUCUGGCAUCGUCGACUGAAUCAGGGCCCAUGACAGACUUGGCCAGUUCUCGCACCAGGGCUCAGCUCGCUGAGGUACUGCAGGUGACCGAAGGGUUGCGCCCUCCAUACCUGCCUGCGAGCGUCAGCGCAAUGCUCGAUUUACUGUGCACCGAUCGCGGUUACUGGGACAUUGACUCACGAGGUCAUCUCCCCCUGAACGCCGACUUCACCGCCUCCAUGCUUCGCAGUGAAUGGUUUCAGGAGGCGUAUCUGAAGCCUGCUCUCAGACGCUUCCCUACCGAAUUCGUCCCCUUCGUCCAUUUCUGCCGAGUACUUUGCACCUCUCUCAAUGGACGAGACGAGGACGCUGACAUUAUACUUGACCUUCUCCGAGAAACCCCGACCUUUACCUUCGCUUUCGACGAGGAGCUUUUGAGGCGAGGCUUGCUCCAGCCCAUCGGACAAGCGGGUAACGGAUUUCAGCUCUUGCAAGACCUCCCAUUCGCUGACCAGACACUAUCAUGGCAAAGGCAACGGAGAGGCGCUUUCGAGUUCGUCGUACCAGCAGGCACAAACUGCGAGUUGGUCGAUGAUCUCGACAUAGGCCCCACGGAACGCAGCUGUGUCGCCUACUUUGGCUAUUCCACACUCUCCUUCCUUGGUCAACGACUGGAAAUGGAUCUGUUGGGCCAGCCCAAUUUCCUCGGUGCCAUGUCCCCCGACAUGACGGCGGCAACCAUAUCGUUACUUGCUACAGUCUUCCGUAUCUCUCAUAUGCGGACAGCAGAUGCAAGUGGGCCGGGUGCGCUCGUGUCUGUUGAUAACGACAUCAUUCAGGAAGCCAGCAGGUACCUCACUGGCGGCAAGGAUGUCGUUACGGUGGUGCUGGACAUUAUGGAUUCCCUACUACAAGAUGAUGCUGCUCUUGGUGAUGACGCUGCGCUCGGCAUUCUCAACGCCUCCAUUCACCUGCUGCAUUCGCUUUUGCCAUUGCAGCCGGGCAGAGUAUGGUCGUACAUCGCAAGCUAUUCCAUAGCGCAGAUCUCCAUUGACGUGUUCGAAAACACGUCAACGUGGAGGCUUGAGAAUGGCUCGAGGCGAGUGGCCCUGCUCGCCAAGGUCACGCCUAUUCUACAGAAGCUGGUGAACUACCGCUACGGCAUGGGCAACCCUCUGACGCCGAGCAAACUGACGUCUGCGUUUGAUGAGGCGGGCUCAGAAGCAAUGAAAACCGACCCGAAGCAUCGCGGGAUUGCCAAAGAUUCCAUAUUUGCUCUCGCGCUGAACCAACUGUCUAAUCUCAAGGAGCUUGACCCCUUGCAAGCUGUGGUCAUUCUGGAUUUUGUCUCUUCAGCUCAAAACUACUGGCCAUGGACUGUCUUCACUCUAAACAAGGACACGGACUUUGAUUAUCUCAAGGGCCUGCAAUCGUACAUGAGUGAGCUUCAGUCAUCCAACACUCGAAGCAGGAACAGCGUUGCCAUGGCUGCUAUCGAAGCUCGCAUUGCCUCCUUUAUUGCGGAGAUAUUUGCUAUGCAGUUGUAUCACUCGCGACACUUGGCUGUCUCCGAGGCAGGCACACUAGCUCAGCAGCUCAUCAACAAGUCUAUGGAUUACUAUCUACGGGACGGCGUCGAGGUGGCUGGCUACAACAGAUCGCUUCACAUCAACUUCGCCAAGAACUUUUCCAACAAAUACAGCGGCUGUUCAUUGGAAGACUUUAGACGGACUAGCUUCCAGCCCUCUGAGCUCGGGACUGCUUUCUAUUACGACAUAGACCGCGCCAACAGCAUGCUCGCCUUUGAUCCUGGAUGGCUGGGGCGGAAGGACAAUGGAUUCAAGACGGAGAUGGAGCUCGCCAAUUCGAAUCUAUCGCUGGUCGAUGCUCAAAUACUGCAACAGGUGGCAGUGCAAUGCUUGAAGGCGGACCGAGACGCUGAAGGGGCGCCCGCUGUCUUCGUACGAGUGAUGGAUGCUCGGGUCAACUUGGCGCUGGUCCUCGUGCAGCGUUUAGAGAAGAUGCCAUUGUCGGUGGACGACCAUCGUGAGCUUCUUGCGGCUGUGACAUUGGCUAUCAGUGUUUGCGAUACGUCUUUUGCUCCGGAGACUGCGCUCUAUUAUCGAAAGCUGCUGCAGACGCUGUAUGUCUCCAUGCGCGCGUACCAAAUGAUCCUCAACAUACUGGACCGGGUUGUGGCUCAAGGCUUCCGCAAUCUCGUGAGCCUGCUCCAUGACGAUACGCAAAGCGUCACACAGGGCGAUCUUGGUCUCAUCACGGCUCUAUUACAAGCCUGUCUUGCGAUGCCCGGAAUGGAGCAGUCUCAAACGCAGAUUCUGAACAUCAUGGCGUCGCAUAACUGCUUCUAUGCGGCUACGUCACUGUUUUCCUGGGCCGACAAACUAACCGACCAGGGUGACCCGGUCUACGGCGAGCUCAGUAUGCUUUUCUUGCUAGAGCUUUCAGCACUGCCCGGAGUCGCUGAACAGCUGGCUUGCGAUGGCAUCCUCAACAUCUUGCUGACUGCCAACCUGACCAAGUUCAUGAUUAAGGGGAGGCUGUCACCGUACGCUGAGACGCCCAUGUCUCAGCGUUGCUACGGCAUUUGGGUCAAGGGCUUGCUACCGCUGAUGCUUAAUCUUCUCACAGCUCUUGGCGGCACUGUGGCGCCCGAGGUGGCUUAUCUUUUGAACCAGUUCCCAGAGCUGCUGGAGCUUAGCGUCAAUAGGUUCGAGGCACCGGGAGCCAGUCGCACACAACUAAGAUCGUCUACGCAACAUCUGACACUGAUGGGCACUUCGGAGGUGCACUCGCUGGCUCUGAUCACUCGGAUUCUGAAUGCCUUGCGUAUCAAUCUAGGCCGCGAGAUCCCCGAGGUGAACUGGAACGCGCCAUCGGUACUCGAGAGUACCGAGAUGUGGUUGGCGUCGGAAAGGAUGUUCAAAGAUGGCCUGCUGCCUUUAGGGCCGCGCGAGAUUGAGUGGCGAUCGAUGAAGAGGACAAGCAAGGACGAGCGGGGGGAUAAUGUCCUGGAGCAGAAGGUUUACUCACAACUAGAAGCAGUCCGCGACGUGCUGAGCGAGAGCCUGGAGACCGAGUAA
Molecule: messenger RNA, 4572 nt
Organism: Emericellopsis cladophorae
Lineage: Eukaryota; Fungi; Ascomycota; Sordariomycetes; Hypocreales; Bionectriaceae
Product: Nucleoporin-like protein
Exons: 5
Coding region: 1-4572 (1523 amino acids)
Biological process (GO): RNA export from nucleus; protein import into nucleus
Cellular component (GO): nuclear pore inner ring
Molecular function (GO): structural constituent of nuclear pore
Source: RefSeq, a predicted model, not a curated record